Caenorhabditis angaria is the source of this 1535-nucleotide messenger RNA. The record is from the annotation of a GenBank genome assembly. Lineage: Eukaryota; Metazoa; Nematoda; Chromadorea; Rhabditida; Rhabditidae.
AUGCCAGCUCAAGAAGAUCUAGAAUACCGUGAAGAUCAGACACCAGCUCAGGAAGAUCUAGCAACUAAGACUGGAAAAGUUUUGGACAAAACCCUGGAUAUUUUACACCAACAUCUAGAUUUUGAAAAAGAACAUCUUGAUUCGCGCAAACAACUACGAGAAGGGCUGAUUUUUUAUGAAGAUGAAGAAGAUUUGGGAGGAUUUGGUCAGGAAUAUUAUCAGAAUCCUUCGGCACCUCUACCAAGUUCGGAUCAAGUUGGACAUACACAUCUAGAAGAUUAUCCUGGAAAUCUUCCAGCCACACCUUCGGAACAACAACAUCAGGAUAAACAUCCACGUCAUCCUAAAGAUCUGAGCCAACAUCAGAGUUCUGGACAGACUGAAGAUCGUGGGCAUAAAGAUCGAAAGCAUCAGAGAUCGGACCAAAAACAAGAUCAGGGACAUAAAGACCAGAAGGACCAUCAUCAAGCUUCGGAUUCGGCUUCGGACCAUCAAAAAGGCCCGGGCCAUCACCAGGCUUCGGACCGCCACAAGGCUUCGGAUUCAGGUUCGGACCAUCACCAGGCUUCGGAUCAUCAACACAGUUUUGGACACACCAAGGAUUCUGGUCAUCACCAAGCUUCGGACAGGGCUUCGGGCCAUCACGAAAAACAUCCAGGCCAAAAUCAAGCCCCAGGCCACCAGGCUUCGGACCACCACAAGGCUUCGGAUUCAGCUUCAGGUCAUAAUCAAGCAGACCAUCAAAAAGCCCUGGGCCAUAAUCAAGCUUCGGACAAUCAUAAAGCCUCGGAUUCAGAUUCGGGCCAUAAAGAACAUCCAGGCCAUAGUCAAGUUUCGGGCCAUCACCAAGCUUCAGGCCAUCAACACAAUUCUGGUCACCACCAAGCUUCGGACAAGGCUUCGGGAGACCACCAAGCAUCGGGCCAUCAAAAAGGCCAUGGUCAUAAUCAAGCUUCGGACCACUAUGGCCACGGAUCUCACAAACACGAGCACCAACAUCUCUCAGGUCACUCAGGCCACACAAGCCACACAGGCCACACAGGCCACUCAGGCCACACUGGCCACACAGGCCACACAGGCCACUCAGGCCACACAGGCCACACAGGCCACACAGGCCACUCAGGCCACUCAGGGCACACAAGCCACACAAGCCAUUCAGGCCACACGAGCCACUCAGGACACACAGGCCACACAGGCCACCAUAUAGGCCACACAAGCCACACAGGCCACCCGAGUCACUCUACACACCACCACUUCUCCUUCACACCCCACAAAUCGCAUCAUUCAUCUGCACAUCAUUCAAAAUCAAAAAUCUUUGGUCUAUUUGGGAGUAAGAAAUGGCACUGGGGUUAACUUUGGCGGUUUGAGAAAUAAAUGUUUUUAAAUUGCGAUCUUGAGAUCUUCAUACGAUCUUGAUCUUCAUCUUGACCAUUGAAGUUUCCAUCUUCAGAGCUCUGAUCUUGAUUUUGAAGCUCCUUCAGAAGAUCUUGCCUGAAUCAAGAAUGCCAAGAUCAGCUCAACAAAAAUCAGGAUGA